Molecule: messenger RNA, 1776 nt
Organism: Drosophila eugracilis
Lineage: Eukaryota; Metazoa; Arthropoda; Insecta; Diptera; Drosophilidae
Product: solute carrier family 25 member 40
Exons: 4
Coding region: 288-1526 (412 amino acids)
Biological process (GO): mitochondrial transmembrane transport
Source: RefSeq, a predicted model, not a curated record
CGGCAGCUGUGCAUCGGAAUUCGGAACGGAAUGGAAAUGGGACAACAUUGCGAGCACGGUGUUUUCUUUUUGACCUGGACACUAUUUCACAAUGAUAAAGGGGUUUGCCUGAUUGUCUAGUUCGCGUUUAACAACAGACACACUCCAGAGUAGCACGCGCAACUCACCUUCUCAUUUCAUAUCUCGCUACAUCUCUCAUCAAUUCCUGCCAGCUUACCGGGGCUCCAAGUGAAACAAUUACCGCAAGUCGCGUGCUCCGGCAGCAAGAAAGAUUCAAGCAUUCUGUCAUGGCCAAGAGGGAGGCUUGCGCCCACUUUGCCGCUGCCAGUGCGGCAAUGGCAGCAACUCCCAGUCAAAGCCAGUCGAAGGCAACGAUGACUGACCCCCGGUUUCGAAUUCGGCCCCUGCAGCAAGUGGCAUCCGCCUGCACCGGCGCCAUGGUGACCGCCUGCUUCAUGACCCCCUUGGAUGUUAUCAAAACCCGCCUGCAGGCCCAGCAGCAGGCACUUCUUUCGAAUAAAUGCUUUCUUUACUGCAAUGGUCUUAUGGACCACAUAUGCCCUUGUGGCCCGGACACGCCCAACCCAGCAGCCGCCAAGCCGGCUCCCCGCUUUUCUGGCACCAUUGACGCAUUCAUCAAGAUCAGCCGCGCCGAAGGCGUCGGCUCCCUAUGGUCAGGGCUUAGCCCAACAUUAAUCUCGGCCCUGCCCUCCACAAUUAUUUACUUCGUGGCCUACGAACAGUUCAAGGCCCGCUUCACCGACAUUCAUUACAAGUACAGGCGGCACCUAGACACCAGCGGGCGCGACAUUCCACUUCCAAUUCCAAUUUUGGUGCCAAUGCUGGCUGGUGUAUCGGCCCGCAUCCUGGCUGUUACCUGCGUGAGCCCCGUUGAACUAAUAAGGACUAAGAUGCAGUCGCAACGCAUGACGCAUGCCGAGAUGUUCGGUACCAUCCGACAGGUGGUGCAGUCGCAAGGCAUCCUGGGUCUGUGGCGCGGCCUACCACCUACUAUCCUCCGUGACGUGCCCUUCUCGGGCAUCUACUGGACUUGCUACGAGUACCUUAAAAGCUCCUUUGGUGUGGUGGAGCCGACGUUUAGCUUCAGCUUUGCGGCGGGAGCGAUUUCAGGAUCUGUGGCGGCCAUGAUCACCACACCCUUUGAUGUGGUAAAAACCCAUGAGCAGAUCGAGUUCGGCGAGAAGUUUAUUUUCUCAGGUAGGCACAAUGUGGUUCAGCUUUCUGCAACCAGAUCCCGUACCAGCAUUGACAAUGGUUCGGUUUGCAUUACGGCAGAUAAUCCUCCCAAGCAAGUGGUCACCAAGUCGGUGGCGGCGCGCCUGGAAAGCAUUUACCGCAUGGGUGGAGUGCCCGCUAUUUUCUCCGGACUGGGUCCUCGGCUUUUUAAGGUGGCGCCCGCUUGUGCUAUCAUGAUUUCGUCCUUUGAGUAUGGCAAGUCCUUCUUCUACCACUAUAACAUUAGCCAGCAUAAUCGCAGCAACCAGGUACCGACGUCCGGAUCGUGAACAACUCACGGCGUUGUCAAUGUUGAUCUAUGUAAAUAUGUAAAUUAAUGCCAAAGUUGCCAGGAAAUUGGAGGGCAGGAAUCGACUGCUGAGUUUGGCAAGCCCGGUCGAAAUUGUUAAAUUGUAGCAAAAUAAAAUUUUAUGUUUUUCCUGGUUCAAAAACAACAAGCUGGCAAUUCCCACCCACCCAAUCCUUUGCUCUAUCACAGCUAGUCAUAAACUGAACCAUGGGAAACUGGUACAAUCUUUA